Molecule: messenger RNA, 165 nt
Organism: Loa loa (African eye worm)
Lineage: Eukaryota; Metazoa; Nematoda; Chromadorea; Rhabditida; Onchocercidae
Exons: 1
Source: RefSeq, a predicted model, not a curated record
AAUGUUGAUGAUGUUGAUAGUAGUGAUAAUGAUGUUGUUAACAAUGACAAUGAUAAUGUAAACAAUAAUUAUGAUGAAGUUGAUAAUACUGAUAAUGAUAUUGUUGACAAUAACAAUAACAAUGAUUAUGUAAAUAGUAAUAAUUAUGAUAGUAUUAGCAAAUGA